UCUUGCAUGCACCAGAUUUUACUGUUUAAGAGCCAAUGAAGACUCAGGGCCACUAUAAAAAAACAGUUUUUUGUUUUUAUACUUCUUUUGCAGUUGCAAUUUCCAGUCUGAGAGUGAAAGAGAUAUAGAAUUUUGAUUAAAAAUGGCUCAGGCACCUGCAACUUCAGCUGUUGUUUGCCCAAUUUGCCGCGGUGAGCUAUCUGACACCUGUGGCCGCUCCAUUGUCAGGCUCCAGUGCUCCCAUUUGUUCCACCUCGAUUGCAUUGGUUCUGCAUUUAAUUUUGCGGGGAUUAUGCAAUGUCCUAUUUGUCGAGAAAUGGAAAAUGGUGUAUGGCGACGUUUUGAGAUUAUGGAACAAGAUGUGGAUCAGGAGGGUGAUGGAGAUGAACAACAUGUCCAAACGUUUCAGCAAUUUCUUGGACAGCACUGCUGCCCAAUUCAUGGAUGGGCUCCAAUGCAACCAGCUUUGGAUAAUGCUGAUCAGGAUAUAGCUGAAGCUGAAAUGCCAGCCGUUUUCCCUAGUGCUCAUCAAUAUCAUCAUCAGCAUCAUGGACAGCCGAUGAUCACUGAGAUAUUUACUUCCCAAAUGAUCAUUCAUCAUCCCAAUGCCAACCAUGUUCUUCAUCAUCCAAAUGCCAACCAUGUUCUUGGUACAAAUCGGACUUUAGUUUCAUCUGGAAUCCAGGGAGCCCCUGGGGGUCAUUAUGGUGCCAAUCUGCCAAAUAUGGAAUUAGGUGGUUAUGAAAUUAUUCGUGAACAUGGGCGACGACCCUACGUUUUUCAUAACUGGUUUCCAGAAGCACGUGUUCCAGCACAACACCAACCUGCUAUCUAUCAGAACUUCAUGGAGCCGGCAAAUCAUGUUCAUCGGCGUGUCGAGGAACAAGUUAAUGCUUUGCCUGACGAAUGUAAUCCAGACGAUGCGGAGAUUCAUUGGGCACCAGAAGAUUAGGUGCCCUUCCUGGCACCUAAUGAAGCUGGCUGAAACAUUGUGUGACAUUAUCAAGCAUCUGAGGUGUCACAGAAAAUAAAACUCUUCCUUCUAAAACUGAACUUGCUGGUAGAAGGCUUUGAAUAAUUUUUGAAACUGAUACAACUGCUUGUUUGCUUAUGAUGUUUCGGCCAUAGAAUAAAUACCCUGGACUACCUUUUUGGCGAUUAAUUUGGUUUAUGGAUAGUCUUUUUCAAGCUUGCAAAAUAAUAUUCAGCGGGAUGAUAUUUAUUUA
Mangifera indica (mango) is the source of this 1226-nucleotide messenger RNA. RefSeq lists its product as uncharacterized. Bases 143 to 952 code for a protein of 269 amino acids. The transcript has 6 exons. Gene Ontology annotation, molecular function: ubiquitin-protein transferase activity. The record is from RefSeq and is a predicted model, not a curated record. NCBI's taxonomy places the organism in Eukaryota, Viridiplantae, Streptophyta, Magnoliopsida, Sapindales, Anacardiaceae.